UCGUUUAAUGGAAACACUGAAAUCAGCAGACUUGUAGAAAGGGAAAAUUAAAGAAUUGAAAAGGAUUAACUUAAAGCAAUCAUACCCUAAUGCGUAUGUUUUUAGAAUGCUAUAAGUUAAACAAUACAUAAUAAUAUGGAGAAACUAGUUCCCUAUUGAACAUUGAACCAUUUUGAGAACUGAGUUCUAUAGUCGAUAUUUUCAAUGAAUUUCCAAUGGGUAUUCUUUAGAGGCAGCCUCCCAUGACCUAUAGGAAAAUACCAGUGAAUAUUGAUAUCACGUUGGCACACAUUAACAAAAUAAUACACCUCGCUCAAUCAUCUGGCGCAGGCCGCACGAGCUGUGCUCCAGAACGGCGCCCAGAUCUCCCAAAUGUUGAGUGAUCUGAACCGCGUGGAUUUCCACAAUGUGCAGGAACAGGCCGCCUGGGUGAGUCAGUGUGCCCCGGCUGUGGUUCAGAGAUUGGAGAGCGACUUCAAGGCCGCCCUGCAGCAGCAGAGCUCGCUGGAGCAGUGGGCCAGCUGGCUGCAGCUCGUGGUCGAGUCGGCCAUGGAGGAGUACACGGGCAAGCCGACAUAUGCGCGGGCCGCCCGCCAGUUCCUGCUCAAGUGGAGCUUCUACAGCUCGAUGAUCAUCCGGGACUUGACGCUGCGCUCGGCCUCGAGCUUCGGCAGCUUCCACCUGAUAAGACUUCUGUUCGACGAGUACAUGUUCUAUCUGGUGGAGCACAAGAUAGCCGAGGCGCAGCAGAAGACGGCCAUAGCGGUCGUAUGCGAACGCAUGAAGAAAGAGAUGGACUUUGAAUUUGAAUGCCAGUUCGCGUACAUCACCAGCGAAACGGAGCAGCAGAAUACCCCCAGCUCGGUCAGCGGCGGGGAUGUUGGCAACGAGGCGAAGCGACUGAAGCAGGAAUGAGUUGCUAUGGAAGCGGAAGCGGAAGCGGAAGCAGUGAAACUAGUAUUCAUAGUAACCGAGUUUAUGUAAUCCGUAAUUGUUAUCCCGAUCAGUGUGCACCCUUCCCAUGUCCCCAUGUCACCCUGUCACCAAUAUUCAGCUCUGCAUUUAAUAGUCAAACCGUGUGUGGUACGUAUCCGUGUUUUAGUUUGUAUUCCUUAGUUCCCAGACCCUAAGCGUAGUCAGUCGAUCAGUUUUAGUAGUAACAUUUUAGGCAGACUCAAAGGACUCAUAGCUCAUGCAGAGGCAGCGCUAGUGCUGGCCGAUUAGUGUGAGUUUGUAUGAGUGAGCAUUGCCCCCACAUUGAAGUGAAGAGCCGUCCAGCAGGCAGAAGGCAACAGCAGGCGGCAGCAAGGCGCAAGCCGCAAGCAACGUCUGGCCUUGCCUGCCCGAUCAACUGAUCCGAUCUGAUCUCUGAUCGAUCCGUGUAUUCAUAAGAUACAUUUUAGUUUAAGUACAUGUGCAUUAAUAUCUGUAAUUUACGUCUAAUUGUCUACUGUCUACGUCUACGAUAAUGUUAGUUCCCUUUGUUUGUUUAAGAGAGAGCGGAGAAUGCAUCAGUUUUGUCUGGUUUCAA
Drosophila miranda is the source of this 1531-nucleotide messenger RNA. RefSeq names its product DNA-binding protein RFX2-like. NCBI's taxonomy places the organism in Eukaryota, Metazoa, Arthropoda, Insecta, Diptera, Drosophilidae. Gene Ontology annotation, biological process: regulation of transcription by RNA polymerase II. The coding region runs from base 373 to 915 and encodes 180 amino acids. The transcript is spliced from 3 exons. The record is from RefSeq and is a predicted model, not a curated record. Gene Ontology annotation, molecular function: DNA-binding transcription factor activity, RNA polymerase II-specific; RNA polymerase II cis-regulatory region sequence-specific DNA binding.